Micromonas pusilla CCMP1545 is the source of this 999-nucleotide messenger RNA. RefSeq lists its product as uncharacterized. The transcript has 2 exons. Gene Ontology annotation, biological process: signal transduction; peptidyl-serine phosphorylation. NCBI's taxonomy places the organism in Eukaryota, Viridiplantae, Chlorophyta, Mamiellophyceae, Mamiellales, Mamiellaceae. The coding region runs from base 1 to 999 and encodes 332 amino acids. Gene Ontology annotation, molecular function: cAMP-dependent protein kinase activity; ATP binding. Gene Ontology annotation, cellular component: cAMP-dependent protein kinase complex. The record is from RefSeq and is a predicted model, not a curated record.
AUGUUCAAGGCGCUGUUUCCCCCGGCGAAGACGUCCUCGUUCGCGCCGGGGAAGUUCGACGUCGGCCGCGUCCUCGGCACCGGAUCGUUCGGGCGCGUGUCGUUCGCGAAGCACAAGCCCACGGGCGCGCUCGUCGCGAUCAAGGUGUUGUCCAAGUCCGAGGUGAUACGCACGCGACAGGUGGAGCACGUGCGCGCGGAGGCGAAGAUCCUUCGCGACGCGUCGCAUCCGUUCAUCGUGAACUUUUUGGGGUCGUCGCAGGACGAAGCGUCGUUGCAUUUCGUGCUCGAGUACGUCGUCGGCGGGGAGUUUUUCACGCAUCUGCGGUGCGCGGGGAGGUUCUCCGACGACGCGAGUCGGUUUUACGCGAGCGAGAUCGUAUUGGCGUUGGAAUACCUACACGGCCGCGGCGUCGCGUACAGAGACUUGAAGCCCGAAAAUCUCCUCGUCGACGCGCACGGGCACCUCAAGAUCACCGACUUCGGCUUCGCGAAAGAGAUCGGCGACGACGGGCGGACGUACACGCUGUGCGGUACCCCGGACUACCUCGCCCCGGAGAUCAUAAAGAACAAAGGGCACGGGUUCGCGGUCGACUGGUGGGCGUUGGGCGUCAUCGUGUUCGAGAUGCUGGCCGGGUAUCCGCCGUUUUACGGCGAAGACCCGAUGGAGACGUAUCGUAAAAUUUUGGAACAGCCCGCGGAGUUCCCCGCGCACUUCACGAAACACGCGCGGGAUAUCAUACGAAAGAUGCUCCAGAAGGACGUCAGCAAGCGCAUCGGUAACUUAAAGAACGGCGUGCGGGAUAUCACGUCGCACGCGUGGUUCGCGAGCGUGGACUGGCGCGCGACGUUGAAGAAGAAGACGACGCCGCCGAUGCGGCCGAGGGUUCGGAGCGCGGACGACACGUCAAACUUUGACGAUUACGGCGACGCGCCGAUCACGACGAGGGACGCGUUCGAGCUCACGCCGGAGGAGCAAGAGCUGUUCGUGGAUAUUUAA